This is a messenger RNA of Macrosteles quadrilineatus (aster leafhopper), 4245 nucleotides long. It is a transcript of the gene cue, whose product is annotated as protein cueball. Bases 90 to 1901 code for a protein of 603 amino acids. Lineage: Eukaryota; Metazoa; Arthropoda; Insecta; Hemiptera; Cicadellidae. The record is from RefSeq and is a predicted model, not a curated record. The transcript has 11 exons.
UUGAGUCGUGCCGUGUUGGUCGGUGUCGGUGCGUGAAAGUACUUGAACGAGUGUGUUUUUAAUGAUUAGAUGAAUUAAACUUUUACAAAAUGAAAACAGGACGUUUAUUUCUCAUAGCAGUUUUAUUUGCGAGUGCCGUUUCAUCUAAUGCUUGGGAUGUGGCCGUGGCGGUCGGAGACAAGAUACAGUUCCUGGAAUUGUCAGGAGACGUGGUGGGAAAUGUUACCGAAGGGAUGAAAGAGGUGAGGUCGUUAACUUACAACUCUGAGCUGCAUAAGAUGUACUUCAGUGACAACGACAGACCGGAUGGCAGCAUAUUCUCUAUGACAGUGCCCAAAGUGGAGGAUCUACGAGUUGGCAACCAUACUGUAGAUUCCUACACUGUGGUGAAGAAGCAAGUACACCAAGUGAAGGGAGUGGUGUAUGAUGACAUGACUGGUAUCCUGUACUGGACCAACGGCCACGGACAUUCCAUCAUGUGGAUCCAAGUGUCGAGUAUAGACCAACCUCAGUCCGGUCAACCUCUGGUCAAGGUAGAAGAUCAGAUACCCAUGGGCAUCGCCAUAGACAACUGUAAAAGGUACCUGUACUGGACCAACUGUGGGACUCGGCCCAGUAUUGAGAGAUCCCUACUGGACGGGUCGCAGAGAGAGGCUAUUGUCUACGUAGACCCCGCUCUACCUUACGCUGUAGUGGUUGACCAGAAAACCGACAGGUUGUAUUGGGUGGAGGAGCUGCCUGGAGUUCAAUACAAGAUCGAGUCUUCGGACCUCAACGGAAAAGACCGCAGAAUAGUUGUUGAAGGUUCUGACCACCAGCCGUUUGCACUUGCUGUAGCCGGAGGUCAUGUGUUCUGGGCUGACCACAUCCACACCUCAGUCUGGCGACAGUCCCUGGACCAUCCUACAGUAGAACCUGUCAAAUUGGUCACUUACAGGAACAGUCCCCUAGCCCUGGUGUCUGCAGAGUCGGGCAAGUGGACCCAUGACGGAUGUAACCCUGUCAUACAACCCGUCAUGAAGGUGAUCCCAGCCACGGUUACCAAGGCAGUCACCCAGCCUCCUGUCCAUGCUAGUCAGAUGACCAACUCCAGCAGAUGUUUCAACAAAGGACUCUACCUACCAGACCAGCAAUACUGCGACUGUCUGCCCGGCUACAGCGGGGAACUCUGUGAGAUCAAUGAGUGUCUGGACUACUGUGUCCACGGAUCUUGCCACUUCAGCAGUCAGGGCAAGAGUUGUUCGUGUGAGGAAGGCUACACCGGAGAGAGAUGUGAGGUCUCUGUCUGCUACAACUACUGUGUCACAGGCACUUGCUCCAUAGAUCUCACAGGUACACCUCAGUGCCACUGUAAGGCAGGAUUCUCUGGCACUAGGUGUGAGAUCAACUUCACGCAGCAGCAGGAGCUGAGAGACAGUCUACAACAGGUGUGUCACACGUACUGCAGUCUGUGGAGUCAGCAGGCCGCUCAGGACGAGAUACAACCCUUCUCCGUCUGCAGCUGUCCAGCGCCUAGUGGGGUAGACAGCGUCUCACAGACAUCCUGGUUGCCGGACUACACCGUGAUGGCGCUCCUCGCCCUGUGUGCCGUGCUGAUGAUGGUCGUAGCAGUGCUGACCAAGAAGGUGAUGGUGCUGAGGCGACGACCUCGCAUCAAGAAGCGCAUCAUCGUCAACAAGACCCCCAACCAGCCGCUGACCAGUCGACCGACCUCACCAGACAACGGACAGUGCGAGAUCACCAUCGAGAACUGUUGCAACAUGAAUAUCUGUGAAACUCCCUGUUUCGAGCCAGACUUCCGACAGCCGGAAGCGUCGCUGAGUCGGUCACGAAAGGAAGGAAAAGAAGAGAAAAGAGGACUGCUAGGACACAUGGAGCUUCCACCCGACGACCUCUACUGACCUUGAGACUCCUUCCAAGGUCAUUUCCAGGAUGGAUCCAGUGUUGUUGUUGGACUUGUUAAAAUACGUUGUUACGCGUUGUAAAUUAUUUAGUGGAAUGUCGCUAUUGCAUGGGCUUCGCUUUUUCGUUUUAUGACGUGACCGAUAUUACUUCGGGUUGUAGGAAAUUAUUGGUGUGAUAUUUUAAUUCGGGUAUGUUUGAGAAUGUAUGAAAACCGCCGUUGCCUUAUAGGAGAAAGGUUAUUUUAUGAACACUUAUAGUAGUGAAAUAUCAAGUUUCAUUCGCCUUAAACUUAACCGUAUGGCUCGUCACUCUUGAGUUAUGUGAAAAACUUGUUCAUGAGUUAUAUUGUGAACUUGUUGAAGAGUAAAUGUGCGAUUUUCUCUUCAUUUAGUGUGACUGACUUCACAAAUCAAAUUAAACGUGGAAAUGUGCUUUUGAAAAAAGAGUAUGGACCCGAACCCUUGUAAAACCAAAAAGCGAAACCUGUGUGCACGAGAGCAGUUCCUAUGGAUCUUUAGAAAGGCUGUGGAGUUUUAGUGAGCUAAGACUGUAUUUUUAUAGUAUUAAGUCGGGCCUGGAUUAAUUCCAAUCGAGCGUUGCUAAAUGUGUUCAUUUUAUCUCUAUAUUGCCAAAUCUUUUUAUACUCCUACUUUGUGUAUUUGUUUUAAAUAUCAGACGAAUAUGUAAUAAAAGUACUUAAAAAUCUGUUACGUUACAAAAGUGUAUUUUAGGCCUAUACAAUUUCAAAUCGAAUUAUUUAACUUUUUAUUGUUUAUGAGUCUGUAAUAGUAAAUAUGAUUAUGUAAAUAUGAUUAAAACUACGAUUUAAGAAAAUCUUCUACAAAAGGAGUAUUUUUUGUACUGCCAAGUUUUAAUGAUGGAACUUUAUAUCGCUCCUUUAUAUUUCAAACUGAAAUAUAUGUUCACCGUAAAUCUCUUUUCAUUUUCUUUAUCAAGAAAAUAAACAUCUACUUAAGUUAUAGAAACCUUAAGAUUAAGUUAGAGCACAAUAUGCUUUUAAGUGAUAAACUUUAUCACCAGUAAAUAAUGCUAUUGAAACCAAUACUUCUUUCUGGUGCUUUGUAAUUUGUUCAUUUAAGUUAAUUAAAGACAAUAGUGUAGUGAUUUUAAUUUUAAAUGUACAUUAGUCUUCUGAAACCUUAAAUUAGCUAAGUGUUAAAUAUUUCAAAGACCAAAGACCUGACUUGGCCUACUUUUGCUUCUUUUAACGGAAUACUCCGGUAUUUAUUGUUUCGCCCAAUCAACAGCAUAGAGAAGUUGUUUGCAGAGGAUAAUUUCAAUCAGGAACUUUGUAUAAUUGAUUACAGAGCAACUACAAGCCAAAAUCAUAAAACCUACGCAAACCGCUUUAAGAGAGCUUUCUAAAAGCUCUUUCUCUGUGUAAAUAGUAAAUAGCUACAAACUUUCAGAUUUAGACUUUCAAACAACAUGACUCUAGAGUAAAUAGAUUGUAAGACUGAAAAUUACUAACCAAUUAACAUGAAUAGUAGUUCCAUUUCCAAAAGAUAUCUUCCAAUGGGGAACUGUUUGCUUAUUUUUGUUAAAGUUUAUUUUUGCUACGUUCUAACUAAGAUUAUCAACCCUGAGUUGAAACAUUCAAGCAAUCAUUUAAAUGCCUGGAUCAAACAUUGGUUUAUGCAGACAAGAAUGAUAAAGCUCUAUAUUUUUAAUGAUUCUUUUUUAACACCAUGAACCAUACUUUCACAAUUGAAAUAUCCUGGUACAAACAAACCAUUAAUGGUAUGAACUAAAAUUUUGUUUGUGAGUAAGUUAUUACCUUAAGUUUUGUUGGGUUUUUUACAAAAUGGAAUGGUUUUUAACAAACAUGUAAACUCCUUAAUUUUGUAUUGUCAAUAAAACAGUUAUUUAAAAUUGUUUUAAAUCAAUUAUUUUUAGUUCAAGUGUUGUUUAAUUAUAAGUGUAUAACAGAAUAAACUGUUACAAAUUAGCCUAUUUUCCACAGAUAUUUUGUACUAGGACUAUGUCAAAAUAUAAAUUGUGCUGCUUUCUAAAUGAACCAGUCUGCAAAUAUUGAAGUCUAAAUGAUGACUUAAUUCGUGUACUGUACUUAAUUAAUUCAUUAUACUUAAUUUAGUGAACUUAAUGAUAAAAUUACAGAAAAGUAACUUAUCAAAUUUUCCAAGUACUGUAGGUAUAUUUUGGUCUUUUGCUAAAGCCUUGUAAAAAUGAGUACUUUAAUUAUUUUGGCAGCUACUUUAAAUUUUGUAUUAUUUUAGUUACCAAAAUGAGAAAUCAUUUUAAAAUAUUUUUAUUGUUAGUGAAACGUUUUUGAAUAAACAAUUUGUAGUAACUUUUCAA